Messenger RNA from Lolium rigidum, 1269 nucleotides. Its product is annotated as putative serpin-Z8. Gene Ontology annotation, molecular function: serine-type endopeptidase inhibitor activity. The transcript is spliced from 2 exons. The coding region runs from base 1 to 1269 and encodes 422 amino acids. The record is from RefSeq and is a predicted model, not a curated record. NCBI's taxonomy places the organism in Eukaryota, Viridiplantae, Streptophyta, Magnoliopsida, Poales, Poaceae.
AUGGAAGCGACGAGGAACCCGAUGGCGCAGACUGACUUUGUCGGCCUGGCGGCGCUCUCAGCCGGCCUCGCGAGGUCCCUGGCCGAGGAGAACGCUGAAAACAACCUGGUGUUCUCGCCGCUGUCCAUCUACGCCGCGCUCGCGCUCCUAGGCGCCGGCGCUCGGGGAGCCACCCUGGACGAGAUCCUCCGCGUCGUCGGCGCCCGAUCACGCGGCCAGCUCGAGGAGAUCGUCGCCCGUGUGACGGGGGACGCGCUCAAGGACCAAUCCGACUCCGGCGGUCCGUGCGUCGCGUUCGCGUGCGGCAUCUGGAGCGAGCUCACGCGCCCUCUGAAGCCAGCCUUCCGGGAGGCCGUCCUGGGCACCUACAAGGCCGAGGCUAGCACCGUCGACUUCAUCAAUGAUCCGGAGGCAGCACGGGGCCAGAUCAAUGCGUGGGUCGCACAAGCCACGAGCAAUCUGAUCGGAUCCGUCUUCGGUCCGCGAUCAAUCACCCCGCUCACCCGCGUCGUGCUCGGCAACGCCAUAUACUUCAAGGGCAAGUGGGAAAGGCCCUUCGACAAGAAGCGCACAACCAACAAGCUUUUCUACCGCCUGGACGGCGGCACCGUCGACGAUGUGCCCUUCAUGAAGAGCCGGUCGUCCCAGUUCAUCGCGGUGCACGACGGAUUCAAGGUGCUGAAACUCCGGUACCAGAUGGCACAAGCGCAAGGCUAUGCGAAGGAGUCCUCUGAUCGUAACAAGCGCACCAAGGUGUCCUCUGUCAAGCCUACACAGUUCUCUAUGUGCAUCUUCCUCCCUGAUGCCCGCGACGGCUUGCCGAUCCUGGUUGACAUGAUAGCAUCCCAGCCCGACUUCCUGCACGAGCACCUGCCGAAGAAGGAGGUCGAAGUCGACGAGUUCCGGGUCCCAAAGUUUAAGUUGUCCUUCGAAAACAGCGUCGUCACCAUUCUAAAAAAGCUGGGGCUUCAGUUGCCAUUCAGUGACCAAGCCGACCUGUCUGACAUGGUAGAGCCUGAUGAAUCCGGCUUGCCAUUGGUCCUGAGUGAUGUCUUUCAUAAGGCAAUUAUCGAGGUAAACGAGGAAGGCACCCAAGCUGCGGCUGUCACCAUGAUGAGCAUAAGGAUAGGAUGUUCGAUGAGACCACGGCCGCCACCUCCCCAAGUAGAUUUUGUCGCUGACCAUCCGUUUGCCUACUUCAUAGUGGAGGAGACGACCGGUGCAGUUGUGUUUGCAGGGCAUGUCCUCGACCCAUCUAGAGAGAACUAG